Pseudomassariella vexata is the source of this 609-nucleotide messenger RNA. RefSeq lists its product as uncharacterized. The transcript has 2 exons. The record is from RefSeq and is a predicted model, not a curated record. Lineage: Eukaryota; Fungi; Ascomycota; Sordariomycetes; Amphisphaeriales; Pseudomassariaceae. The coding region runs from base 1 to 609 and encodes 202 amino acids.
AUGCCUUGCUGGCAUUCUAUCUCACCUCAAACCCAACUUCUACCUCCAUUUGAGCCUCGUCUCAAACGACUGCUACAAAUAAACCACCACACCAAAGAAAAGGCCAGAUUAGCUGGAACACUCAACGUCGCUCUGGCUGUCAAAGCUGGCUGCGUCAGCAAAACCAAAGCUUCUCCCCAACCGAAGGCGCUCAGGAGGUCGCGUUACAGCUUAAAGGACAUUCAACGACAAUCUAUCCGAGUGGCCCUUUAUGAGAGCUACAAGUAUGCCCUCGCUCACUCGCAGAAACUGGAAGCGCAACUUCCCCAGCCGUUGCUAAACGCCACAACUUAUUCGGCCGCUGCCGCUGGCUCAACCCCGUGUCCUGCUACCAGCACCUUUGCCAAAAGUGCGCUCAAACCGCCCAAAAAGUUGCCCACGAACGACAAUUUUCGCGGCGUCCGGGCUAGUACUAAUGGUUGGUGCUGCGUCAAGUCCGUCAUCAGCAAGAGCACCAUGGUCGGCAUGGACGAGAUGGAUGUGAGCACAGUGGCAAUUGACGACUGGGAGAAGAAGCACAACGUCUUGCUGGGUAACGGUGAAAAGGAAGUCAUGGUGACGGGGAGGUAA